Molecule: messenger RNA, 5555 nt
Organism: Polyodon spathula (Mississippi paddlefish)
Lineage: Eukaryota; Metazoa; Chordata; Actinopteri; Acipenseriformes; Polyodontidae
Product: exocyst complex component 1-like
Exons: 17
Coding region: 230-2806 (858 amino acids)
Biological process (GO): Golgi to plasma membrane transport; exocytosis
Cellular component (GO): exocyst; plasma membrane
Molecular function (GO): phosphatidylinositol-4,5-bisphosphate binding
Source: RefSeq, a predicted model, not a curated record
UCAGAUAGAAAAACCUCAGACAACUAAUAAUAACAUACAUUUCUUCUAAUCAAACUUCACUUCAUAAUGCAGUCGUUUUUUUUCAUGAAAAGGGUUGUAUCCUGAAGAGUUUAAAUCAAUCCAGUGAUUAGAUCGGGGUUACAUGGAUUUUGUGUGGCUGACCUGACACACUGAAGUAUCAAAACAUUUUAGUUUUUGAUUGGUGCUUUUCUUCCCCAGCAAGAUUGCCAUGACCUCCAUCCGGAACCUGCUGCAGCGGGAGAUUUUCACCCCUAAAGAGGAGAGGCUGCUGGGGAUUGUUCAUGUCUGGAAGGGGGGCAAGAAAAAGAAAAACUCAAUUCUCUGUGCAGCAGUUACUUCUGAGUGCCCUGUGCAGAUCUCCCUAGUGAAAGUGAAGUCAGACCGCGGGCAAUAUAAGCCGUCUACAUGCUGGGCAAUGGAGGACCUGACUCUGGUAGAUGGGAAGGAUGCAGUCAAGGAUAAGGCUGAGUUUGAUUUCCACCUGGACAAGGUUUAUAAGUGGGUAGCCAGUAGCCCUUCAGAGAAGAUUGCAUUUAUGACCUGCAUGUGGAAACUCAACCAGCGAUACCUGCAGAACAAAGUGAAGUUCGUCAACAUCAGCCCUGACAUCCUGCAAGAGAUCCAGGUUCAGGAGGCCGAAGUGGGGACAGGUGAGCCCGCGGGAGAAGGGUACCAGCAGCUGACGGCCAAGGAGGCAGCAGACAUUGAGCUGCUAAUGGAGCGGAGUGACCUGGCUGUGUCUAACGCUCAGGCCUUUGCAGAGACACUCAGCGCUGACCUACAGGUGCUUGACCAGGCUAACAUCAUGGCGAUCAUGGAGUCAGAGAAGCAGGUUAGCCAGCUGGUCCAGCUGAUUGAUGAGGGCCUGGUGGAGGUGCUGUGUCUGGAGAAUACUCUCCAUGUUCAUGAUGAGCUGCUGUGCAGCGUCAAAGAACAGAUGGACAGCAUCCACAAAAGCAACUACUGGCUGCAGGUCAUCGACAACAACCAGAAGAAGCUGCAGCGAGAGGUCACCUACUUAGUGGAUAGUCUGACCCUGAGUGAUGAACAUGUCUGGUCUUUGAAUUAUGGAAGCCUUGACACCACUGAACAUAUAGAGGCUUGCAGCAUUGCUGCACAGGCUUUAUCCAGAUGUGCAAACACUAGCCUGGCACCAGAGCACCGCAAGCUCCAAGGUGUGGCUGAACAGUUAAUACAGUUUGAGAGCCUGCGACAGAACUUUGAAAAACGCUUUGUCAGUCACCUCAACAAAAUCAUUGUUUUGCAGGGGAUGGACCAAGGUGCUGCUUCACAUGAAGACGGUGCUGAUUUGGUUUUGCCCCAGCACACAGCUUUCCACCAGCAGCUGCUGCCCUAUGUGUCACUCAUGGGCUGGCUCAGGAACUCCAACCCUGUCAUCUUCAAUGAGCUGUACAAGGUGUAUGCUGAUAACCUAGGCAAACUUUAUGAAAAGCAAAUGAAGGAUGUGUUUGACCUGGCUAGGUUCAAAGUGUGUGGAUUUAAGGAGAGUAAACGAUUUGGUUUCCAGGAUAGUCUUGACAGAGCGACUCCGUCAAGAUCUAGCCUGCCCCGGCCUCGACUGAGCUUCUCCACCACUGACCGGCCAGAAGUGGACAUGCCUCGCAGGGUGGUGAUGGAUAAGGUGCUGGAGUUGGUAUUGACAGAGCUAGAACCCAUUUGCAUUGCAGAGCAGGAGUUUCUCACUUCCUUCUUUUGGUUGGAGGAAAAAGAAAACAAGCGAAACCUGUUUGCUGAGACAACUUUCAAUAAAAGAUGUUCAGAAGCACCAGGAUCCGAUGAGUCUGUGUAUGAUGAGCUGGAGGAGGUGUCAGACCCCUGGGUUAGUGGGGUGCUUGGCAGCGUGGAGAUGGAGCUGCUGAGUUUGGUGAGCCUGUGUGACAAGGUGGACCUGUUCAGCUGCCUGUAUGUGCUGAUGAGAACUAGCCAGCAUCUAUUAAUCAAUCAAAACACUCCCUACGCCUCCUUUCUCAUCAAAGUCCUCAACCACACCCUGCUGCUGGGCAAGCGCAACUUUCAGCAGUGCAUUGAAGUUCUAGAUCAAGAGAUUGAGAAUGCCAAGCUUCCUAAGAAAGUGAAGAUCGGCAUAUUGCCAUUUGUGACUCGGCUAGAGGAUUUUGUCACUCUGGCAGAAAACGUAUUUCAAAAUACUGAGGGACGUGGAGAUCUGGACAAGGCCUACAACAAACUUUUUUAUGCAGCUUUUAGCAGCAUUGAAAACAUGGCUCUCCAGGCCCUAAAGAUGCCUCUCAAUGUGGUGAUGAUGGUAAACUUUCACCACAUUUACACAUUCCUGCUUGAAAUGAAGGUACCCAGCCUGGAGACCAUGAGGAAGGAGGCAAAAGAGAAGUACAGUCAAUACCUGGAGCUCUUUGUCACCACUUAUCUGGGGCUGCCCCUGGAGAAACUCAAUGAGUUCUUUGAUGGGGUGAAGGCCCGUGUGGCUCAUGGGAUAAAAGAGGAGGAAGUACAUUUCCAGCUGGCCUACAGCAAGCAGGAGCUGAGGAAGGUGAUAGAGAAAUACCCAGGAAGGGAGGUGCGCAAGGCACUGGAGAUGCUGUACAAGAAGAUCAACAGGCAGCUCUCAGAGGAGAACCUGCUGCAGCAGGUGGUGUGGAGAGCAAUGCAGGAGGAUUUCAUUCGUCAGUACCAUGUGAUUGAGGAGCUGAUUGAGCGCUGCUACCCAGGGUCUGGAAUAUCCUUGGAGUUCACUGUGGAGGACCUGCUGCAGUACUUCUCUGCAGUCACCUGCAGCAACCCACGAUAGACAAGGAGAGUGAAGAGCAUGACGGGCCAAUAUUACAAUCAAGGACUUGGCUUGAGUACAUACACAUGCAACGUGUCUCUCUGACUAAAAUUCAAGUUACAGUAAAUAUUCUAAUAUAGAAUUCUAAAAAGGUAUCUCAUAUCAGUCCAAAUGUUUCAGCUGUACUGUGUAAAUAAUUGCUGUAGAAUGCACAGGACAUUUAACUGUUUUAUAUCUUUGUAGUUGCUACAGGGAAUUCAGUAUCAAUAUCAGUUUGGUGCAACUUGUCAUGUUAUAUGUAGUUUUUUUUUUUUAAAGGCCACAUGUUAUGAUGGCUUUGUGAUUCUGUGUUUUUAUAUGUUAAGUGGUAUGGUAUAUUGUAUAUAACAAAAGUUUUAUAAUUGGUCUUUGACCACUUUGUAAGCAAGGUUCUAUGCUAAAUGUAUUUUUAUUGCAGUUCAAUUGUUUGAAUUGUGUUUUUACAUACACUGUUAGAAUUGUGUUAAUUUCUUAAUGUUUUUGGCUUAUAUAAUUUGUCUACAUAGUCUCCCGCUCACUGAAAGCAAUCUUGGGGUUAGAAUGGAAAGCUGAUAAACCUUCCACAUUCUUUUAGAGAGGUCCCUCAAGGACAGGACCUAGUGCAGGAUGUUUGUUGAAAAAAAUAUUGAAAAUAUUAACACAGCAUUGGUUUACAGUAAUCCAUGAAACUGCUGUUUUUCUGUGUGAUUGGAAUAUAUGUCUUUUUCUUGUAACAUUUUGUUGUUGACUUCUUUAACAAUUGUCUUGGAAAGCUUAAUGAAUCUAAAUAUUGAUUUUAUAAUUUAAAAAAAAGAACUAACAGGUGUUGCAUCUCCACCUGUCUUUGCCGGUAAAACAUUUCCAACAAAAUACUGUAAAUCUCGCCAGUGAGGAAAGGAAUUUCUUGGUUUGACCAUUAGAUGGAGGCUUUGUUCUUUUACAUUUGAAUGGUUUGUUUCAUUAGGUAAUAUAAUGUCCACAAACUAUCUGCAUACCAUAUCUAGGCAGUUAAUUUUCCAAUACACCUCAGGUAUGUCUUGUAACCCAAGCUUUAAUUGUGAGGGUUCCAUGGACACUCCAGAGUUCAGUAAAGAUACAGGGCUGGAAAAUCCUCUGAGGAUAUGAUCACGCAUUUAGUCCUUCAGCCAAUAGGUGUCAGUUUAGAUUCAGCCAGAUUAUUAGCAAACAUCUAUGACAUGAUUGACUCACACGGAACAUUUUAAAGGGUGCUGGGCACCAAAUCUAUUAUUUUAUGCUUACUCCCUGGUGCAUAUGUCCUGACUGAUUUCUGGAAGAAAGAUUUAUUAAACAUUAAUUAUUUAAUCGAAAAUAGAUGUAUAGUACUAGUAAACGUUAUACAGGAUUUACUUAUACAGUCAGCACUCAGAUUUCCAUUACUCAGAUACAUGGCAGUCAGGGGGAAACUAAGGAAGGAUAAAGGAGGAACUGAGAUCUCCCUGGCUUACUGAGACAUCUGAUUGAGAGAGGUCAGACUUGACUGACCAUCCGAGGCCACAUGGAGAGCCUCGCGAUCUAUAUAGGGAGAACAAAGGCGCUGGAAAUGAGAAUAAAGAAACAAACACAUAAAGAGGGCCAGGGGUCCGAAGGGGGAGACUGGCACAGGUGCAAAUGAAUUGAUUUAAGCAAGAGAAUGGAAAACGAAAUGUAAUUAGAAAAGUUUUGACCAGGUGUCUCGUCUGACCAGGGGGAACCUUCUUCUCGGAGGGCGAGAUAAUGUUGUUGGACUCUAUGGUUGGGAAGUGAGCUUCACCUGUCCACAAAAGUGGACCCCUGGCUCCCCACAACUGCCCCACCAAUGCAGAGAGAAAAUGGUGUCAUAAAUGUUAGUGAUUAAUUACACAAGUUUUUUUUGUUGUUGUUUUGUUUGUUUACUAAUCUAACUGCUGUGCAGAGAGGAAAAGCCCUGUUUUUGUGGGAGGAAACUUCUGGUGGUCCUGGCAGAAAUAUGACCCCCACCCCAGGCAUGCUAGCAAUACUUUGUUGAGCAGAAAUAAUAUCAAGGAGAGAAGCAAGAAUGUAAGAUUCCACUGCAGAGGAAGACCAACGCCCCAUUUUUUUAAAUUAAGGACUGAUUUUAACUUUGGCUGCUGAUGUUACUUAGCCUAUAUGGAAUGAAUGGGGGAUACAAUUGGAAACAAAGAGAAGCUUUAGAAAUGAGUGAGGAAAGAUGAGUAGAAAACCAGUUUAUUGUUGUCAUGGAAUUGUUGAUAAAGAGGAUCGGUUAGGUUAGAGGGGUUACAACAGGAAAGAUAGUGGAAUAAGGGCAAAGAGGAGAGUUGAGUUUGCACAGCUGAACAAAUUGGUCCUGAUCUGUUUUAGAAAUGUGAAUAAAAGGGGGAUAUUGAGAGUCAGGAAUGAAGCAACCGGGAUGGAAAACUUGAGGGGGAGGGGACAGCAAACUCAGAGCGGCAAAGAAAACGGAACAAUGCAAAAAAAAAAGUCAAAAGGAGAAAAUCAACCUUGGCGCAGAUUUGAGAUGAGGCAAUAAAAUAUCUGAGGAGGAAGUUUUUGCCAUUGUCUUGAAUAGAAGACAAACAGCAGGGAUAGAUGAGAGGAGGACAGGAAAUGGAUGAUAGGCGAUAAUAGUAUUGAAUUCCAGCUAGACAAGUUUUGAUUGCUCCCAGGGAGAGAUGCAGCUUGUCUUUUGCAUGAAAUUCUGGUUGAAGGGAGAAGGGUAGAUGUGAUGUUGCUUGCAGAAGGUUGUUGCUGCUGCUGUUGCCACUGAAGAGGA